Sapajus apella (tufted capuchin) is the source of this 2384-nucleotide messenger RNA. It is a transcript of the gene VAPB, whose product is annotated as VAMP associated protein B and C. Bases 339 to 1067 code for a protein of 242 amino acids. The record is from RefSeq and is a predicted model, not a curated record. Gene Ontology annotation, molecular function: FFAT motif binding. Gene Ontology annotation, biological process: endoplasmic reticulum membrane organization. Gene Ontology annotation, cellular component: endoplasmic reticulum membrane; plasma membrane. The transcript is spliced from 6 exons. Lineage: Eukaryota; Metazoa; Chordata; Mammalia; Primates; Cebidae.
CCCCUAGAGCCGGCAGCGCAGGGCGCAGCUUCCCGCCGCCCGAGCGGGCCAGCCCGCUGCGUGCGUGCGUGUGUACGUCUCUGCGUGCGUGCGUGCGGGCGUGCGUGCGUGCCGUCAGCUCGCCGGGCACCGCGGCCUCGCCCUCGCCCUCCGCCCCUGCGCCUGCACCGCGUAGGCUGACCCCCCCGCUCCGCGCGCGCACCCUGUCGGCGACCCCUCCCGUGCCCCGACUGGCCCCCGCCUUUUUGUAAAACUAAAAGCGGGCGCAGCAUUAACGCUUCCCUCCCCGGUGACCUCUCAGAGGUCUCCCCGCCAAAGGUGCUCCGCCGCUGAGGAACAUGGCGAAGGUGGAGCAGGUCCUGAGCCUCGAGCCGCAGCACGAGCUCAAAUUCCGAGGUCCCUUUACCGAUGUUGUCACCACCAACCUAAAGCUUGGCAACCCGACAGACCGAAAUGUGUGUUUUAAGGUGAAGACCACAGCACCACGUAGGUAUUGUGUGAGGCCCAACAGCGGGAUCAUCGAUGCAGGGGCCUCAAUUAAUGUUUCUGUGAUGUUACAGCCUUUCGAUUAUGAUCCCAAUGAGAAAAGUAAACACAAGUUUAUGGUUCAGUCUAUGUUUGCUCCAACUGACACUUCAGAUAUGGAAGCAGUAUGGAAGGAGGCAAAACCGGAAGACCUUAUGGAUUCAAAACUUAGAUGUGUGUUUGAAUUGCCAGCAGAGAAUGAUAAACCACUUGAUGUAGAAAUAAAUAAAAUUAUAUCCACAACUGCAUCAAAGACAGAAACACCAACAGUGUCUAAGUCUCUGAGUUCUUUGGAUGACGCCGAAGUUAAGAAGGUUAUGGAAGAAUGUAAGAGGCUGCAAGGUGAAGUUCAGAGGCUACGGGAGGAGAACAAGCAGUUCAAGGAAGAAGAUGGACUGCGGAUGAGGAAGACAGUGCAGAGCAACAGCCCCAUUUCCGUGUUAACCCCAAUUGGGAAGGAAGAAGGCCUUAGCACCCGGCUCUUGGCUCUGGUGGUUUUAUUCUUUAUCGUUGGUGUAAUUAUUGGGAAGAUUGCCUUGUAGAGGUAGCAUGCACAGGAUGGUAAAUUGGAUUGAUGGAUCCACCAUAUCAUGGGAUUUAAAUUUAUCAUAACCAUGUGUAAAAAGAAAUUAAUGUAUGAUGACAUCUCACAGGUCUUGCCUUUAAAUUACCCCACCCUGCACACACAUACACAGAUACACACACACAAAUAUAAUAUAACGAUCUUUUAGAAAGUUAAAAAUGUAUAGUAAAUGAUUGGGGGGGAAGAAUGAUCUUUAUUAAUGACGAGGGAAACCAUGAGUAAUGCCACAAUGGCAUAGUGUAAACGUCAUCUUAAACAUUGGUAGGCCUUGGUACGUGAUGCUGGAUUACCUCUCUUAAAACAAGACACUCUUCCUCGCCUGUCGGUGCCGGCCCGUGGAGAGCUGGAGCCCAGCGUGGUGGGGAGUGCGGUCAGCUCCACACAGUAGUCCCCACGUGGCCCACUCCUGCCCCAGGCUGCUUUCCGUGUCUUCAGUUCUGUCCAAGCCAUCAGCUCCUUGGGACUGAUGAACAGAGUCAGAAGCCCAAAGGAAUUGCACUGUGGCAGCAUCAGACGUACCCAUCAUGAGUGAGAGGCGUGUGUUGACUGAUUGACCCAAUGCUUUGGAAAUAAAUGGCAAUGCUUUGUUCUCUUAAAGGGACCAAGCUAAAUUUUUAUUGGUUCAUGUAGUGAAGUUGUACUGUUAUUCCGAGAUGUUUAAUGCAUACUUAACUUAUUUAAUGUAUUUCAUCUCAUGUUUUCUUAUUGUCACAAGAGUACAGUUAAUGCUGCGUGCUGCCAAACUCUGGUGGGUGAACUGGUAUUGCUGCUGGAGGACUGUGGGCUCCUCUGUCUCUGGAGAGCCUGGUCAUGUGGAGGUGGGGUUUAUUGGAAUGUUGGAGAAGAGCUGCCAGGAAGUGUUUUUCUGGGUCAGUAAAUAACAACUGUCAUUGGGAGGGAAAUUCUCAGUAGUGACAGUCAACUCUAGGUUACCUUUUUAAAUGAAGAGUACUCAAGUCUUCUAGAUUGUUUUUAUACCACCUCUCAGUCGUUACUUAUACUUCCAGCACCCAGGUCCAAGUCUGAUCCUGACCUCCCCUUGGGGUCUUAGCUUCGAGUCAGGGCGAAUGGAUCAGGCUGCAGAGAGCUAGAAGCGAGGGCACCAGCAGUUGGGGGUGGGAGCAGUGGGAGAGAGCCUCUUCAGCGAAUCCAUCUAGUACCUAGUUGGGAGUUUGACUGUGAAUUAAUUUUAUGCCAUAAAAGACCAAUCCAGUUCUGUUUGACUAUGUAGUAUCUUGAAAACAAAAAUUAUAAUAAAGCCCCAAAAUUAAGAGUU